GCCAACCUCGUGUUUGUGCCGUCACGUUUCACUUUCUCGAACCAUUUCAAUCCCGUUUGUGCUCGUUUCUGAAACCAUUCUGUGUCGCGCCAAAAUUUAGAUGCUCCCCCAGAUUUGAGUUAAAAAUUGGCACGAACGGCAAACGAAACCACGAUCCUCUCGGCUUUCAUCGCCAUCGCCAUCGUUAUUAUCGUCGUAGUCACGGCUCCCAUGCCCUAUCUGACGGAGCUGCCCUAUGACGUCCAUGUAUGAUUGAUGAUACCCGUAAAGCUCCCAUCGCGCGCGAUCUUGAAUUUGCGAAGGGCGAUACUCUGUCAUCGUCCAAUCUAGCCUGAGACCAUCAACGCUCGCGACGGCAUGUCGCCUCUAGUCCAUACAUCCGAUGGCGCAUCGAUAUCUCUGCCACGUCUGCGCUACCCUAUACCAAUCCAUGACACCCCUGAAACACUUGGACCCCGCGCUCUGGUAGGCGCCGAUACAGUGCCCCAGGGCUAUGGGAACGCACCAUUCGGCCCAGAACCUGGGACAGUCGCCGGCAUCGUCCUCGGCGCGGUCGCCGGGUUCCUACUACUCCUUGGAUUGGUAUACUGGUGCAUAAAUAUCGGGCAGGGACCGCGAAUGGUCGAGGAGGGGUCGGUUGGUGGUGGGUCUGCAUCCGUGGUAUCCUGGCACUCACGACCGCGCGGUCCGCCUCGAAGACAUCAUCGGCGCAGCAGGCAUUCCCCGCGGCACGAGACGGUCGAGAUUCGAAGGGAGAGGGAGAGAGUUGUUCCCGUCCGGGUCGAACACGAGGACCAAAUUGUCGUCGAAGAGUUUCAGUCGAGAUCUCGGUCGCGAUCCCGCCCCAUGAGCCGAGGGCCGCCGCCGCCUAGAAGUGUGCUGAGUGAAGGAGAUGACAUGAUUGUCGUUGAGGAGGACCGCACACCACCGCGGAGAAGGAGGGAUAGCAUGAGAAGCCAGCGCACGAGAAGUCCGUAUAGAGAAGAUAUUUAUGUACGGGAUGUGAGUCGGCGUAGGAGUGGUUCAAGGGCAUGAGAUUUAUGUACGAAUGAGAAACGACAUGCCUGUGUAGGAAUAGGUGUUGCCUGGGUCUAUCCGCUCUACGCUAUUUAGCAGAAAGGCCGUGGGAGAUUAUGGUUUCU
This is a messenger RNA of Xylaria bambusicola, 1142 nucleotides long. RefSeq lists its product as uncharacterized. The record is from RefSeq and is a predicted model, not a curated record. The coding region runs from base 358 to 1035 and encodes 225 amino acids. The transcript has a single exon. NCBI's taxonomy places the organism in Eukaryota, Fungi, Ascomycota, Sordariomycetes, Xylariales, Xylariaceae.